Syzygium oleosum is the source of this 1856-nucleotide messenger RNA. RefSeq names its product cytochrome P450 714C2-like. Gene Ontology annotation, molecular function: oxidoreductase activity, acting on paired donors, with incorporation or reduction of molecular oxygen; iron ion binding; monooxygenase activity. The transcript is spliced from 5 exons. Bases 143 to 1717 code for a protein of 524 amino acids. The record is from RefSeq and is a predicted model, not a curated record. Lineage: Eukaryota; Viridiplantae; Streptophyta; Magnoliopsida; Myrtales; Myrtaceae.
UUGCUUAGCAUCUGGCAACAGCAUCACAACCCCCCAUCCAUCCCACCAAACCCAUUAGCCACCUCCCAAUCAGUGCUGUCAUCUCCAAGUCUCCAGAACUCCGGAGUGAAGUUCACACAAGGACUUGGGAGGAUCAUCAGCGAUGGAAUAUCUGCAGUACUCGAACGCAAAGGCGCUGAUAUCUAUAGCCGUGGUGGGGGUACUAGGAGUGUUGCUGAGGCUGUACAACGCGCUGGUGGUGAAGCCGGGAAAGUUGAGGUCCUUGCUGAGGAAACAAGGCAUCAAUGGACCACCCCCCGCCUUCUUGCUCGGCAACAUUAUGGAGAUCAAGAAGGCGAGAUCCUCCUCCUCCUCCUCCUCCGCUCCCCAGACUCCGCCUGGCCAGCCCCCUGCCCGCCAUGAUUGUGCUACUGUCCUCUUCCCCUUCUUCGACAAGUGGAGACAACAAUACGGAGAUACAUUUACCUUCUCCCUGGGGAACACACAGAUAGUUUAUGUGAACCAACCAGACGUGGUGAGGGAGAUUACCACCUGCACAUCCUUGGACUUGGGGAAGCCCUCAUACCAGUUCAAGGAGAGGGGUCCCUUGAUGGGACAAGGCAUCCUAACUUCCAACGGCCACCACUGGGCUCAUCAGCGCAAGAUCCUCGCUCCUGAGCUCUAUAUGGAGAAGGUUAAGGGGAUGAUAAACCUCAUAAACGAGUCCACAGAGACACUGUUGAAGUCCUGGAAGAGCAAAGUGGACGCAGCCGGUGGAGUAGUCGACAUUAACAUCGACCAGCACAUGAGAAGUUUCUCGGGAGAUGUCAUCUCCAGAGCCUGCUUUGGCAGCAAUUUUGCCAAAGGAGAGGAGAUCUUCCACAAGUUGAGGGCUCUCCAAGAGGCCAUGUCCAAGAAAGUUCUCUCCACUGGGAUUCCUGGCAUGAGAUACCUCCCCACCAAGAAUAACAGAGAAGCCUGGGCACUGGAGAAGGAGGUCCGCAGUUUGAUACUGCAGGUGGUGAAGGAGAGGAUGGACGCAGCAUAUGAGAAGGACCUUCUGCAGAUGGUUCUUGAGGGCGCCAAAAACAGCGACUUGAGCCAGGAGGCCAUGGACCGCUUCAUUGUCGACAACUGCAAAAACAUUUACUUAGCCGGUUACGAGACCACCGCCGUCUCUGCGACAUGGUGCCUCAUGCUGUUGGCUUCCAGUCAAGAGUGGCAAGAUCGAGUGCGCGCUGAGGUUCUUGAAGUUUGUGGGGGCCGUCUUCCUGAUGCCGAUAUGGUCCGUAAGAUGAAACAGCUGACGAUGGUGAUAAAUGAGUCGCUGCGGCUAUACUCCCCCGUGGCAGUGGUGUCGAGGGAGGCCUUAACGGAUAUGAAAUUCGGGGACCUGAAAGUGCCGAAGGGAGUGAAUGUGUGGACGAUGGUGUUGACACUGCACACAGACCCCGAGAUAUGGGGUCCAGACUCCUACUCCUUCAACCCGGGCAGAUUUGCCAACGGGAUCACGGGAGCCUGCAAGCUGCCGCACUUGUACAUGCCCUUCGGAGUGGGACCUCGCAUGUGCCUGGGGCAGAACCUGGCCUUGGUGGAGCUCAAGAUUCUCAUUGCCCAGCUUCUCUCCAACUUCUCCUUCACCCUCUCUCCCAACUACAUCCACUCCCCUGCUCUUAAUUUGGUUAUUGAACCUGGACACGGCGUCGAACUCUCAGUCACCAAGUUAUCUCGAGAUUGAUCCCUUCAAGAGACGGUUUUUUUUUCACCCCGUUUUUUCUUAAGCCCACUAUACGCUUUCUUGCUGUAUUCGAAAGGUACUUUUCCUUUCCUUUUCAUCACUUUUGUGUCAGUUUAUGGCAAAGUUCGAUCUUUCUCCA